Molecule: messenger RNA, 1096 nt
Organism: Impatiens glandulifera
Lineage: Eukaryota; Viridiplantae; Streptophyta; Magnoliopsida; Ericales; Balsaminaceae
Product: 60S ribosomal protein L5-like
Exons: 9
Coding region: 62-961 (299 amino acids)
Biological process (GO): ribosomal large subunit assembly; translation
Cellular component (GO): ribosome; cytosolic large ribosomal subunit
Molecular function (GO): 5S rRNA binding; structural constituent of ribosome
Source: RefSeq, a predicted model, not a curated record
AUCUUCACAUUUCAUCCUUUCCAGCACAAACCGAAGCCCUUGAAGUUCAGCUGCUGCCGCAAUGGUUUUUGUCAAAUCCCAGAAGAGUAGGGCUUACUUUAAGAGGUUUCAGGUCAAGUUCAAGAGAAGGAGACAGGGAAAGACUGAUUACAGGGCUAGAGUUCGCCUUAUUAAUCAGGACAAGAACAAGUACAACACUCCCAAGUAUCGCUUUGUUGUGCGAUUUUCAAACAAGGAUAUUGUUGCGCAAAUCAUAUCUGCUAGCAUAACUGGAGAUCAUGUUCUUGCUGCAGCAUAUUCUCAUGAGUUGCCUCGUUAUGGUCUUGAAGUAGGACUUACAAAUUAUGCAGCUGCUUACAGUACUGGACUUCUGUUGGCUCGUCGUGUUUUGAAAAAACUUGAGAUGGAUGAUGAGUAUCAAGGAAAUGUAGAGGCUUCUGGAGAGGAUUAUUCAGUUGAGCCUGCAGAAAGCAGGAGACCUUUUAGGGCUCUUCUCGAUGUCGGCCUUAUCAGGACCACCACAGGGAACCGUGUCUUCGGUGCUCUUAAGGGUGCACUUGAUGGUGGUUUGGAUAUUCCUCACAGUGACAAGAGAUUUGCUGGAUUCUCAAAGGAGUCGAAGAAUCUUGAUGCUGAUGUUCACCACAAGUAUAUUUAUGGCGGGCAUAUUGCUGCAUACAUGACGUCUUUGCUGGAAGAUGAGCCAGAGAAGUACCAGACUCAUUUCAGUGAGUACAUCAAACGAGGGAUUGAAGCUGAAGGCAUUGCUGAGCUGUACAAGAAAGUUCAUGCUGCCAUUCGUGCCGAUCCUUCUCCUAAGAAGUCUGAGAAACAGCCACCAAAGGAGCAUAAGAGGUACAACUUGAAGAAACUGACAUAUGAGCAAAGGAAGUCGAAGUUGAUUGAGCGAUUGAAUGCUCUCAAUAAUGCUGCUGGAGGAUCUGAUGACGAUGACGAGUGAUCGAUCUUGUUUAUUCAAUCUUCAAUUAUGAAGAUUUGAUGGUUUUGUUUACUUUAGUUGUUUUCAAGAAUUGGUUGAACUUAAGAGAUGGUGUUUUACUGAUUUUCAGUUUUAAGGUUUCAAUUUGUUUGGAAA